Messenger RNA from Camelina sativa (false flax), 7506 nucleotides. The record is from RefSeq and is a predicted model, not a curated record. Lineage: Eukaryota; Viridiplantae; Streptophyta; Magnoliopsida; Brassicales; Brassicaceae.
AUGGUUCCCACGUUUCUCCCUCUCUUGGAGUAUGCUGAUCCAAGCCACAUGCAUCUUGUAUAUUUGGCUGUUAAAGCACUACAAAAGCUCAUGGAUUAUAGUAGUUCAGCCGUACCUCUACUCAGGGAUCUUGGGGGGGUAGAGCUUUUGUCUCAGAGGUUAGAGGUAGAGGUACAUCACAUCCUUGGGUUGCAUGUAGAGAACAACAGUGACAUGGUAGAUGGUGAAUCCUCAAAAGUAAAUGGUGAUCUCUUGUUAUCCCGGAAGAGACUCAUCAAGGUUCUUCUGAAGUCACUUGGUUCUGCUACGUAUACUCCUGGAAAUGCUAAUAGGUCUCAAAGUUCUCAUGAGAGUACUUUGCCUGCCACUUUGUCGUUANAGCAUUUCAUGAGGGUACCACACUGGAAAGUCAAAACGAGAAGACCGGUUCGUCUCCUGAACCCAACAUCUCUUACUUCCCUAUUUGAAAUGGGUCUCCCCGAAGCAUUUUUGUCUUCAGUUGUAUCAGGUAUACUUCCUUCGUCAAAGGCUCUUGCAUGCAUUCCAAAUGGCUUGGGUGCUAUAUGUCUCAAUAGCAGAGGACUGGAGACAGUUAAAGAAACUUCGGCAUUGCGCUUCCUUGUCGAUGUAUUUACCAGCAAGAAGUAUGUUUUAGCUAUGAAUGAGGCCAUUGUUCCGUUUACAAAUGCUGUGGAAGAGCUUUUGCGUCAUGUUACAUCGCUAAGAGCCACCGGUGUUGAAAUCAUUAUUGAAAUUGUGGAUAAAAUUGCAUGCUUUGGAGAGACUGGUUCUUCAUCAUCCUCUGUAAAUCUGACGGAAAGUACUGCAAUGGAAAUGGAUUCAGAUGUGAAGGAAAUAUCUGGUGUCAGUCAUGAGCAGUUCAUUCAACUCUGCAUCUUUCAUCUGAUAAUUCUGCUCCAUAGAACAAUGGAGAAUUCUGAGACAUCUCGUCUCUUCGUGGAGAAGUCUGGCAUCGAGGCUUUACUCAAGCUUCUUUUACGACCUAGCAUUGCUCAAUCCUCUGAAGGGAUAUCUAUUGCCUUGCAUAGCACCAUUGUUUUCAAGGGUUUUACGCAACAUCACUCUUCUUCUCUUGCUCGUGCCUUUUGCUCUUCUCUUCGCGAUCAGUUGAAGAAAGCUUUAGAAGGACUGCAAGAUCUUUCAGGGACGUUCCUACUGGAUCGAAUUCUUUCUCCCAGUUCAGGAAUUUUUGCCUCUCUUUUUCUUGUGGAAUUUCUUCUGUUUCUAGCUGCAUCAAAGGAUAACCGUUGGGUGAGUGCGUUGCUCUUGGAGUUUGCUAAUGGAAGCAAGGAUGUUCUGGAAAACAUUGGGCACUUGCACCGCGAAAUUCUGUGGCAAUUAGCAUUUCAUGAGGGUACCACACUGGAGAGUCAAAACGAGAAGACUGGUUCGUCUCCUGAGUCAGAGCAAGCAGAAUUGGUUGUAACUGCGACAGAAGGCCAAAGGUUCAAUUCUUUUAGACAGUUCCUUGAUCCAUCUUUUAGAAGGAGGACGGCAGGAUGGAGUGCAGAAUCUCAAUUCUUUGAUUUAAUAAAUCUUUACCGUGAUCUUGGGCGUGCAUCAACCGGUUUUCAACCAAGACCUGUUACUGAUGGUCCCUCUAGUUCAUCAGACGUUUCUGGCAAUAGAGAACAUGAAAAAGAUGGAUCCUAUUAUACAUCUUGCUGUGACAUGGUGAGAUCACUGUCCUUCCACAUCACUUACAUAUUCCAAGAGUUAGGGAAGGCAAUGCUGCUCCCAUCUCGUAGGAGAGAAGAUACAAUCAAUGUUUCUCCGUCAUCUAAGUUAGUUGCGUCAACUUUUGCUUCAAUCUCCCUGGACCACUUGAAUUUUGGAGGCCAUGAGAUUGUUCCCGAGGCCUCAGUGUCAACUAAAUGUCGCUACCUUGGCAAAGUUGUUGACUUCAUCGAUGCUAUCCUUCUUGACAGGCCUGAUUCGUGUAAUCCUGUUCUGAUAAAUUGCUUUUACAGCCGGGGGGUGAUUCAAACAGUUUUGACAACAUUUGAUGCUACAAGCCAGCUUUUAUUCACAAUUAAUAGGAACCGCUCAUCUCCGAUGGAGACUGAUGAUGUUAAAGGAAAGCAAGAUGAAAAGGAAGAUGCAGAUCAUGCGUGGAUAUAUGGUCCACUGGCUAGCUAUGGCAAGCUCAUGGACCAUUUGGUCACAUCAUCGUUUAUCUUGUCACCAUUCACCAAACACUUGCUUGUUCAACCAGUAGAAAGUGGAAAUAUUCCAUUUCCACAAGAUGCUGAGACAUUUGUGAAGAUUCUCCAGUCCCUUGUGUUGAAAGCUGUACUUCCUGUUUGGACUCAUCCACAAUUUACAAAGUGUAGUUAUGAUUUCGUUACCACACUCAUUUCCAUCAUCAAGCAUGUGUAUUCUGGAGUUGAACUGAAAAACCUAGGUGGCAGUGGUAGUGCUCGUGUAACAGGUCCACCUCCUAAUGAAACAACCAUUUCGACCAUUGUGGAGAUGGGUUUCUCCAGAUCCAGAGCAGAAGAAGCCUUGAGACAGGUUGGAUCAAACAGUGUUGAGUUGGCCAUGGAGUGGCUGUUUUCCCAUCCAGAUGAAAUCCCAGAGGAUGAUGAUGAGCUUGCUCGUGCUCUUGCAAUGUCGCUCGGAAAUUCUGAAUCAGAUACAAAGCUGAAUGUUGCAGAUGAAGCUCAACAACAAAUUGAAGCAGAAUUGGUCUCACUGCCACCUGUUGAAGAGCUUAUAACAACAUGUACGAAGCUUUUGCAGAUGAAAGAACCCCUUGCUUUUCCUGUUAGAGAUUUACUUGUAUUGAUAUGCUCAGAAAACAAUGGGGAACACCGAUCUGGUGUUAUAUCUUGCCUUCUUAGUCGGAUUAGGGAUUGCUGUCCCGGUUUCGAUGACACAAAGAACAAUCUGCUAUCUGCUCUGUUGCAUGUUCUUGCUUUGAUUCUACAUGAAGAUGCAGGUUCACGUGAAGUUGCGCUGAAGGCUGGUAUUGUAAGACUUGUAUGUGAUGUACUUUCGAAGUGGGAUUCUGGUAGUAUUGAUAAGGAAAAAGUUAAAGUUCCAAAGUGGGUGACGACCGGAUUUCUUGCCAUUGAUAGGCUGCUACAGGUGGACCAGAAACUAAAUACUGAGCUUAUAGAGGAGUUGAAAAAGGGUGAGACGUCUCUCACCAUUGAUGAGAGCAAGCAAGAGAAGUUGCAAUCUGUUUUUGGUUCUCCACAGCUCAUUGAUGUUGAUGAUCAAAAGAAACUGAUUGAGAUUGCUUGUACCUGUAUCCGGAAUCAGCUUCCUUCUGAAACAAUGCAUGCUGUUCUACAGCUUUGUUCUACAUUGACGAGGAAACAUUCUGUUGCUGUCUGCUUUCUUGAUUGUGGAGGUGUGCAAGCACUGCUUUCUCUACCGAGUAAUAGUCUCUUCCCAGGGUUUGACAGUAUUGCUGCUAGUAUUAUCCGUCACGUCCUUGAAGAUCCCCAAACGCUUCAGCAAGCCAUGGAAUCUGAGAUAAAGCAUGCACUUGCAACACUUUCUAACAGGCACUCAAAUCAGAGAAUAUCUCCUCGCAACUUUCUAUUAAAUGUGAAUUCAGUAAUUACUCGGGACCCAGUCACUUUUAUUCAGGCCGCUCGUUCGAUAUGCCAGAUAGAGAUGGUUGGUGAAAGACCUUACAUCGUAUUAGUGAAAGAAAAAGAGAAGUCAAAAGAGAAAGAGAUGGAUAAAGACAAAGCUGAGAAAGAAAAAUCUCAGACCUCUAAUGACGAGAAAUUGGCAACUACUCCUGCCCCUGGGAGCACCAAGGCAACUAAAGUUCACCGUAAACCUCCCCAGUCCUUCAUUGGUGUUCUUGAGCUGCUUCUGGAUUCUAUCUGUAAUUUCAUUCCUCCUCCAAAAGAUGAUAUGGUUGAAGGUGAUUCAACUUUAGCAGACAUGGAUAUUGAUCUUGCCUCUACAAAAGGGAAAGGCAAAGCUGUUGCCGCUACACCCGAUGAAAAGGAAGCUAAUUCACAGGAUAUGUCAGCUUCCCUGGCUAAAAUGGUUUUCGUUCUGAAGCUUUUGAGCGAGAUGCUGUUAAUGUAUUCUUCAUCAAUCCAUAUAAUACUUCGAAGAGAUGCUGAAAUUAACAGUCUCAGAGGUCCCCAACAGAAGAGUAGUCAAGUAGGUGGAAUAUUUCAUCAUAUUCUUCACAAGUUUAUUCCAUACUCAAGGGUGAAAAAGGAAAAGAAAUCGGAUAGUGAUUGGCGACGUCAAGGACGAACAACUUCGAUUUACAGCCUUCUUGGCAGGACUGGGGAUGGCGCUACUCCUUCACAGCAUCCUCUUUUAUCGGGAUCUGCAUCACUUCCAGCGUCGCAAAGUCAAACAGAGAAUAUGCGUGAUCAUAUCGAUGGAGGUAGGGAUUCCCACAGUAGUUCUGCAUCACGGCUGGAUGCUAUAUUCCGAUCCCUGAGGAAUGGACGCCAGGGACAUCGUUUGAAUUUGUGGGCUGAUGACAGCCAGCAAAUUGUUGGAUCUGGUGCUUCAACCGUACCACAAGGUCUUGAAGAUUUGCUUGUAUCUCAGUUGAGACGACCCAGCUCGGAUAAGCCUUCUGAUCAGAAUUCUUCACUUUUGGAACCCCAAUCUCAGGCUGAGAGUGGGCGGUCCCAGGAGACAACUAUUGGACCUGAAAUUCCAGCUGAAAACACCACUGAUAAUGGAGGUGCCAAUGUGUCUACCCCCUCUGUCGUACCAGAUGCAUCUACUCGGCCUGAUACACAAGCCACUGCUAAUGAUUCUGUCUCAAGCUCACAGUCUCAGUCAGUUGAAAUGCAAUAUGAUCAAAAUGAUUCAACUGUCAGGGAUGUUGAAGCUGUAAGCCAAGAAAGCGGCGGAAGUGGGGCAACAUUAGGGGAAAGCCUUAGAAGUUUGGAUGUCGAAAUCGGAAGUGCUGAUGGCCAUGAUGAUGGUGCCGAAAGGCCUGAGGUACAGCCACCAGCUAUGCGUUCAAGAAGGGCAAAUUUGUCACUUGUGCCAACUUCAGCUGGACGAGAAGCUUCUCUUUACAGUGUUACUGAGGUAUCUGAGAAUUCUGGCCACGACGCUGAGCAGGAUAAUCCUCCAGCAGAGCAACCAGUAAAUAGGGAUGUUAGUUCUGGUUCCAUUGAUCCUGCAUUUUUGGAUGCGCUACCAGAGGAACUGCGAGCGGAAGUCCUGUCGGCUCAGCAAGGACAAGUACCACAACCUUCUUCUACUGAACAGAACAAUACAGGAGAUAUUGAUCCUGAGUUUCUUGCUGCACUUCCUCCUGAUAUCCGAGCUGAAGUUCUGGCACAGCAACAAGCACAAAGGCUUCAUCAGUCUCAGGAACUUGAAGGUCAGCCUGUGGAGAUGGACACGGUUUCAAUAAUUGCAACAUUUCCUUCUGAGUUUGAAGAUGGUAUCAAUGGGCUAAACGUUCUUGAUCACUUAGAGGUUCUUAGAGAUCAUAGAUUUUCCGAUGAAACACUUCAUGUGAUGCCUGUUGAAGUCUUUGGCUCAAGACGUCAAGGACGAACAACUUCGAUUUACAGCCUUCUUGGGAGGACUGGGGAUGGCGCUACUCCUUCACAGCAUCCUCUUUUAUCGGGAUCUGCAUCACUUCCAGCGUCGCAAAGUCAAACAGAGAAUAUGCGUGAUCAUAUUGAUGGAGGUAGGGAUUCCCACAGUAGUUCUGCAUCACGGCUGGAUGCUAUAUUCCGAUCCCUGAGGAAUGGACGCCAGGGACAUCGUUUGAAUUUGUGGGCUGAUGACAGCCAGCAAAUUGUUGGAUCUGGUGCUUCAACCGUACCACAAGGUCUUGAAGAUUUGCUUGUGUCUCAGUUGAGACGACCCAGCUCGGAUAAGCCUUCUGAUCAGAAUUCUUCAUUGGAACCCCAAUCUCAGGCUGAGAGUGGGCGGUCCCAGGAGGCAACUAUUGGACCUGAAAUUCCAGCUGAAAACACCACUGAUAAUGGAGGUGCCAAUGUGUCUGCCCCCUCUGUCGUACUAGAUGCAUCUGCUCGGCCUGAUACACAAGCCACUGCUAAUGAUUCUGUCUCAAGCUCACAGUCUCAGUCAGUCGAAAUGCAAUAUGAUCAAAAUGAUUCAACUGUCAGGGAUGUUGAAGCUGUGAGCCAAGAAAGCGGCGGAAGUGGGGCAACCUUAGGGGAAAGCCUUAGAAGUUUGGAUGUCGAAAUCGGAAGUGCUGAUGGCCAUGAUGAUGGUGCCGAAAGGCCUGAGGUACAGCCAGCUAUGCGCUCAAGAAGGGCAAAUUUGUCACUUGUGCCAACUUCAGCUGGACGAGAAGCUUCUCUUUACAGUGUUACUGAGGUAUCUGAGAAUUCUGGCCACGACGCUGAGCAGGAUAAUCCUCCAGCAGAGCAACCCGUAAAUAGGGAUGCUAGUUCAAUUGAUCCUGCAUUUUUGGAUGCGCUACCAGAGGAACUGCGAGCGGAAGUCCUUUCGGCUCAGCAAGGACAAGUGCCACAACCUUCUUCUAGUGAACCGAACAAUUCAGGAGAUAUUGAUCCUGAGUUUCUUGCUGCACUUCCUCCUGAUAUCCGAGCUGAAGUUUUGGCACAGCAACAAGCACAAAGGCUUCAUCAGUCUCAGGAACUUGAAGGUCAGCCUGUGGAGAUGGACACGGUUUCAAUAAUUGCAACAUUUCCUUCUGAGUUGCGAGAAGAGGUUUUGUUAACGUCAUCCGAUGCUAUUCUUGCAAAUCUUACACCUGCACUGGUCGCAGAAGCAAAUAUGUUGCGUGAAAGGUUUGCUCAUCGAUACCACAACCGAAGUACAAUGUUCGGUAUGCAUCCAAGACUUCGUAGAGGGGAGCCAUCCAGGCGAGGCGAAGGUGUUUUGUCCGGAAUAGAGAGAAAUGAGGGGGUUGCUUCUCGUAGGUCUGCUGCAAAAGUUAUAGAGACUGAUGGAGCUCCUUUAGUCAACACUGAGGCACUCCAAGCAAUGAUUCGCGUUCUUCGCAUAGUUCAGCCUCUAUACAAGGGUCCUCUGCAGAGGCUUUUACUGAAUUUAUGUUCUCAUGGAGAAACAAGGUUUUCCUUAGUUAAUACAUUCAUGGAUAUGUUGAUGCUCGACACAAGGAAGCCUGUUAACUACUCAAGUGUUUCCGAACCACCUUAUCGUCUUUAUGCAUGUCAAAGCAAUGUUACAUAUUCACGUCCUCAGCAUUUUGAUGGGGUUCCUCCUCUAGUGUCUCGGCGUGUUCUUGAGACAUUGACAUAUUUGGCUCGAAAUCAUAUGUACGUAGCAAAAAUUCUGCUUCAGUCCAGGCUUUCACUGCCUUCCUUGCAAGGUUCGGCACCCUCAGACAAAGCACAUGGAAAAGCUGUUGUAGUAAGUGAUGAUUAUAUGGGCAGAAAGGAGCACGAACCCGAAUCUAUAGCUUUUGCGUUGCUUCUCAGUCUCCUGAACCAGCCUCUUUAUUUGAGAAGUGUGGCUCAUCUCGAACAGGUAUUUCUUUUCACAGUGAUAUGUUUUAGCUUUGUUUAG